This is a messenger RNA of Dendrobium catenatum, 769 nucleotides long. Its product is annotated as SNARE-interacting protein KEULE-like. NCBI's taxonomy places the organism in Eukaryota, Viridiplantae, Streptophyta, Magnoliopsida, Asparagales, Orchidaceae. The transcript is spliced from 4 exons. The record is from RefSeq and is a predicted model, not a curated record. Gene Ontology annotation, cellular component: secretory granule; plasma membrane. The coding region runs from base 80 to 457 and encodes 125 amino acids. Gene Ontology annotation, biological process: intracellular protein transport; vesicle-mediated transport. Gene Ontology annotation, molecular function: syntaxin binding.
UUGCCAUGUUUUCAUCUCUCGACAGGAACUUGUUGAGAAACUUUGCAAGGGUGAAUUACCGAAAAAUGAGUAUCAAUGCAUGAAUGAUCCAAGCCGUUCAUUCCAUGAAGCUUCAAAUGGUACACCUGUCCGAACGGGUUCUGGUCAACCCGCUCACUCUAUGAGAUCUAGGCGCCCUGCUACAUGGGCUCGACCACGAAAUUCUGAUGAUGGAUAUUCUAGUGAUUCCGUACUAAAAUAUGCAUCUAAUGACUUCAAAACCAUGGGCCAGAGGAUUUUUGUGUUUAUAAUUGGUGGAGCCACUCGAUCAGAGCUUCGUGUGGUCCAUAAGCUUACUUCGAAGUUUAAGAGAGAGAUCAUCCUUGGUUCAACAAGUAUUGAUGAUCCUGCACAAUUUAUAACGAAACUAAAGAUGCUUUCUACUCAAGAACUUUCUGUGGAUGACCUUCAGAUCUAAGUCUUACAGCCAUUACAGAAUCUAUCGUUUAUGGGGUCUAAGAAACAGUUUUUACCUUUGUGUUUUCAUCACCAGUAAUCUGGUUAGCCCUUGUUAUAGAUUUUUUAUUUGUUUAUAAUUUUUGCCUUUGAGAUUCGUGCUCAUAUUUAUAGUACCUGGCAUCAAGAAAUUUCUUGAGCUUGGAUACAUUAUUUUGGCACUGUUCCAUGUUGUAAAGUAAUAGCUCCCAGGAUUUUGAAUUGUACAUAGUAUGUUUAUUAAGAACUAAUAAAAAAACCUUAUAUGAAUCAUAAAAUCCUGCUUUUAUUGGUU